This is a messenger RNA of Coregonus clupeaformis (lake whitefish), 2164 nucleotides long. RefSeq names its product cartilage acidic protein 1a (gene crtac1a). The coding region runs from base 214 to 1872 and encodes 552 amino acids. Gene Ontology annotation, biological process: axonal fasciculation. NCBI's taxonomy places the organism in Eukaryota, Metazoa, Chordata, Actinopteri, Salmoniformes, Salmonidae. The transcript has 15 exons. The record is from RefSeq and is a predicted model, not a curated record.
GAUUGGUUAACCACUUACACAAGCGCUUGCACAAAGCAACAACAUUGAAGUUGUGUAAGACAAUUUACACAAUGCAUCAGAAUACAGUAACAUCUUCUCAUCCGAGCGCGUCCACAGUUUAGGGAUAGAACACUGCAGUCCUGCUGUAAGCUGAUAGAAGUUCAUUGCAUAUUUAUAGGUUGGAUCAAUUCCAUUUCUAUUCAGAUUGUUGUGAUGAUGCUGCGUUGGUGGGCGGGUCUUCCCCUGCUCCUCCCCCUCCUGGUGCUGUGUGGGCGUGGCUUGGCCCAGAGUUCUGAGCCCAUGUUCCGGUCGGUGACUGAGACAGUCCUGCCUCCUGACAACCAGCACAACCCCACCCAGCUGAACUAUGGGAUGGCCGUUACUGAUGUGGACGGGGACGGAGACCUGGAGGUGGUGGUGGCGGGGUACAACGGUCCUAACCUGGUCCUGAAGUAUGACCGUGGUCAGCGGAGGCUGGUGAAUAUAGCGGUGGACGACCGCAGCUCUCCCUUCUACGCCCUGAGAGACCCCCUGGGGAACGCCAUCGGGGUGACGGCCUGCGACAUAGACGGGGACGGGCGGGAGGAGAUCUACUUCCUCAAUACAAACAACGCUUACUCUGGUCGGGCCACAUACUCUGACAAGCUCUUUAAGUUCCGUAACGGACGCUUCGAGGACCUGCUGGGUGAUGACAUCAACGUGCGCCGAGGAGUAGCCAAUCGGAUGGCAGGACGCUCCGUGGCGUGUGUGGACAGAAAGGGUACAGGGCGUUAUGCUGUGUAUGUAGCUAACUAUGCCAGUGGUAAUGUUGGUCCCCAUGCCCUGAUAGAGAUGGACGAGGCAGCCAGUGACCUGGCCAAAGGCAUCAUCGCCCUGUCUGACGUAGCAGCACAGGCCGGGGUCAACAAGUACACAGGUGGGCGUGGUGUAGUGGUUGGACCAAUCCUGAGCCAGAGCAGCUCUGACGUGUUCUGUGACAACGAGAACGGACCUAACUUCCUGUUCCGGAACAAUGGAGACGGAACCUUCACUGACAUGGCUCAACAGGCAGGUGUGGAGGACCGCCACCAACACGGCCGAGGCGUGGCGCUGGCAGACUUUAACGCUGACGGAAAGACUGACAUCGUCUACGGAAACUGGAAUGGCCAGCACAGACUGUACCUACAGGACAACAACCAGAGAUUCAGGGACAUAGCCAGUGGGCCAUUCUCCUCUCCCUCUCCUGUGAGGACGGUCAUUGCUGCUGACUUUGACAACGACCAGGAGCUGGACAUCUUCUUCAACAACAUCGCCUACAGAGGACACGCCCCCAACAGGCUCUUUAGGGUGGCCAGGAGGGCUGGUGCUGACCCCCAGAUAGAGGAGCUAAACGUGGGGGAGGCAGCAGAGCCACAGGGCCGGGGUACAGGUGCCACGGUAACAGACUUUGACGGGGACGGUCAGUUGGACCUGCUGGUGGCUCAUGGGGAGAGUGCCUCUCAGCCCAUCUCUGUCUUCAAGGUCACUCAGGGCUCGUCCAAUCACUGGCUGCGUGUAAUCCCUCGCACGCGGUUCGGCUCCUUUGCCCGUGGGGCCCGAGUCACGGCCUACACAAAUCAGAGCGGGGCUCUCACACGCAUCAUCGACGGAGGCUCGGGGUACCUCUGUGAGAUGGAGCCUGUCGCCCACUUCGGACUGGGCAAGGACGAGGUCACCGUGGUGGAGGUCUAUUGGCCGGAUGGCCGUUCCGUGGCCCGCCCACUGCAGCCUGGUGAUAUGAACUCUGUGAUGGAGAUUGGCUACCCUAAAGAAGGGGAGGAGUCUGUGCUGACCCCUGAUACCCAGUGUGGGGAAGGAUUCCUUGUCAAGAAUGGCCGCUGUGCAGGUAUAUGAGGGCAGUGAAUGAGAUACCUUGAAGCAACAUAAGAAAUAUGCCUUGUCAUCGAGAUAAUGUAUACUGUCAAAGACAGAUGAUACUCCAUAUUGUUUUACUCAUUUGAACCACAGUAGAUUAUCUCUGUUUUUCUUUGAUCUUUCAUAAGUGUCGUCUUCUCUGUGAAACCUUUUGAUUUUUCUACUUUUCUUUGUUUCUCUUGAAAAUACGUUUUUUUUCCCCUCUUUUUGCUAAUUUAUUAGAAUUAGUUGAAGAAUAAUCAACCAUCCCAAAUAAAUCAAUAAAACAACA